Paracoccidioides lutzii Pb01 is the source of this 3288-nucleotide messenger RNA. RefSeq lists its product as hypothetical. The transcript has a single exon. Gene Ontology annotation, molecular function: helicase activity. Bases 1 to 3288 code for a protein of 1095 amino acids. The record is from RefSeq and is a predicted model, not a curated record. Gene Ontology annotation, biological process: regulatory ncRNA-mediated post-transcriptional gene silencing. Gene Ontology annotation, cellular component: P granule; cytosol.
AUGGCUUCUUUCUACUCGCGGCCUCGAACGUCUGCAAUUCCAAUCAUAGACCCGUCUGGCCAGCAAGUCUCCGUUCAGGGCUUGAAUCGCACUUCUUCUGCAAAUAUAUCGCAAAAUCAGUCAAGAGCACAGACAAAUGGUGUUCAACCUGCUGUAUCUAGUAGCUCACCAGGCCAACAUCCUUCGAUUCAGGCUUAUUCAGCUAGUUAUGGAGCCCCAGGAAUAAGUUCAAGAGUUCAAAACAGCCGCCUUGGGUUCCAGGGAUAUCAACUGGGUUAUCAUCUUGAGCGAAGGAGGGAGACAUUCACGGAAGAACCCCACCAAUUGUCCCAUAACCCACACUUCCCUGCAUCGCCAAGUCAUAGACCCAUGUACGAUGGCACCAACCAACCAGGCGGUCGUUCGAUACCCUGGAAACCAGAUGUAUAUGCCAGUAGUUACGUUCCAUCGCAUCUUCUCGCCAUUAAUCGAUCACCAGCGGUGGACAGGUAUAGCACUCUCCUGAAGACCAUCGAUUUCUCGAGCUACGUUACUAAGUUUUCAGGGUCGUCCUUUCUGGAGCCCUUGCCUGUUGAAAAUUUACCCGCACUAAAGGAUGUUCCGGUCUCGAUAUCCCGUCACACCAAGAAUUUGACGCCAGCCUCCUAUCUUUAUUACUUCGAUGAAUGCCUUCUCCUGGAAGGGAUGAACUAUUCUCAGGAGCUAGGGAAAUACAACCUCUAUAACGCUUUACUGACUCCAACCGAUGGCAGACAGAAUCUUUAUAGCUUGCAUGUCCCGGGUCUUAAAGAUGGUGCUCCAACAGUUGGGCUAGGAGAUAUCGUACUGGUUCGACAGAUAUUACCAUUUCCGCAGCUCGCCCAGCAAGGAAGCGAAUGGCUGAGCCAUAACAACACGAACCUCACAGGUUCCAUUGCACCAGGAUUUUCGGGCCAUCAACUUCACGCCGUUGUAUGGGGGAUAUCUAUGGCGAAGGAAAUGCUCAUACUCCGAAUCGAUCAUCUUUUGCCAUCAUCUCGCCUCUGCAAUAGCCAAUUUACAGUCCGGCCUGAUCUGUUUGUGCCUCUCUGGAGAGCAGUUGUUGAUGUUACCGAUGGCCGGCCGUGGCAUCAUGAAGAUGUCAAAAACGAGCUUGCGGGGUCACUUGAGAACAAAGAAAAUUGGCUGCGGCACAUGCUAUUCCCAGAACCUAAGGAUGCUGCAUUGCAAACAAAACUUCCAAAGGGGUCAUUCGAACACGAGUGGGUGGAUAGAGAUCUUAAUUACGAACAGAUGAAGGCAGUCGAUUCUAUCAUAACUCGCAAUUUUGGUACUAUUCCCUUCCUGAUAUCCGGAGUGCCUGGGUCCGGUAAAACGAAAACUGUGGUUGAAUGCACUCUACAACUCCUGCGCCAACAAGAUAGAGUACAACAUCAUAUUUUACUCUGUGCGCCAUCCAACCCAGCGGCAGACACGCUCGCAAUACGUCUAGCUCAGCAUUUACAGCCUUGCGACUUAUUCAGAUUAAAUGGGUGGUCACGGACGUUUGCGGAAGUCCCCGACAAGCUGUUGCCAUACACCCAUACAGAGUUCGACCUCUUUUCACUCCCAGAUUUUAAGACGAUGAUGAACUACAAGGUAGUCGUAACGACCUGCCAGGAAGCACACAUGCUUGUUAGGGCUCGGUUGACCAAUCAAGACCUAAUGAAAUUGGGAUACGAGAUGUUUAGUGCUAUUUGCCCAGGGACAAAACCAAGGCCACAGGAAAUGCUUCACUGGACUGCCCUUAUUGUGGACGAGGCGGCGCAAGCUACAGAACCAAUGGUCUGCGUUCCACUAACGGUAGUUGCGACACCGUUAUGUAUCAGGGAGCCCAUUGGCGGGACUAGACCAAGGUCUUCUUUGCCACUAUUCGUCAUGGCAGGGGAUGAGCACCAGUUAGGCCCCCGAGUUUCAAACACCAACACAGCACUAUCAGUGUCUCUAUUCGAGAGACUCCUUUCACGCCCAGUUUUUGCCGACCAUCCUCUUUCCCGCCGAAAUGCUGGACCCUAUAAGAAACUGACACAGGAUAUGCUCCCAAUGCCACGACCGGCCUUUACAAACCUUGCCCGCAAUUACCGCUCUCACACUUCUAUACUCGCCAUGCCAUCCGUCCUAUUUUACAGCGACACACUCAUCCCAUCCGCCACCCCGGCCCACCCAGACGGACCGGUCCCAUCCUGGCCAGGCUGGAAAGCCCCACACCGCUGGCCCAUCCUCUUCGCCUGCAACACCUCUCCCGACGACGUCGAAGAAGUCAUCCGAAACCCCGUAGGCAGCGGCCUAUUUAAUGCUGGCGAGGCCCUCAAAGCUUUACAUUUUGCACAGUCCCUCCUCGCCCACUCCGCCAGCCUAACCUACCACACCAAACCCCAAAAGUCCAGAUCCAAGUCCAACAGCACCCACCAAAAACCACUAGCCCUUUCAACAACCUCUGCCCGCCCAAUCACCGAGCAAGAAAUUGCCGUAAUAACACCCUUCCUCACGCAGGUGACGCAUCUCCGCCGCCUCUUCCGCCAGCACAACCUGCACUCCGUCAAUAUCGGUCCCGUCGAGGCAUUCCAGGGCCUCGAAUCGCGCUUCUUGAUAAUUUGCACAACACGCACGAGGGCUGAGAUGCGUUUUAUCGAGCAGGACCAGUCGUUGGGCUUGGGAUUGGUGGGGGAACGAAGGCGAUUCAACAUGGCCAUGACACGGGCGAAGGAGGGAUUGAUCGUCAUUGGAAAUCCGGAUGUGUUGGUUGGUGUUUCUAAGGAUGAGACGUGGAGGGAAUUUUUGAACUUCUGUGCGCGCAAUAAGUGUUGGGAGAUUGAUGGACGGAGCGAGGAGGCGAGGAAGAGUACGCAGGCGUGGGCCGAUAGGUUGGCUGGGAAUCAUCAACGUGGUGGAGGUGGACAGAAUGGAGUUGAUAUUAAUGGUAAUGGUGAUGGUGGGGCUGGCGGGGAGGGUGGGGAGGAUGAUAUUAGACUCGAGGGGUACGUGAGUCGUUUGGAGCGGGGGUUGAUUUACGCGGAGAAUGCGGAGGGCGACGACGAUGAUGAUGCUGAUGAUGGCGAUGAUGAUGAUGAGGGUGGUUCUGAUUCUGGGCGGGUGGAUGGGGAGGCUUUAGGGAAUGGAGCUAACGGUGGUGUUGGGCCGAGAAGGGGGAAGAAGAAAAGGAAUAGUCGGCUGGGUAAAGAACGUAGUGCGCAUGAUGACUAUGAUGCGGCUAUGUGGACAGCUGGGAUUGCGGCGGAGGAGGUGUUGAGGGGUUCACUGGAUGAUUGA